AAAACGCACUCCGUACUUCGACACAACUUUCGUUUUGAUCAUGGCUGAAAGUGUCGAAAGUGCAGUAAGGAGACCAAAGUGACUUGACUAGAAAUAUAUUUAUUAAAUGCAAAAUGAAUCCUUCCGAUGGCAAAUCUGCCGAUAUUUUUUGCAUUUCCGUGUAUGAAUGGUAUGGCAGUGUACUCGAACUAGCUGCAAACUUCAGCACAAGGGCAACUAGCUCUCGUUCUCCCGAGAAGGCCUCCCUCCUUAAAACAGUACAUCUUAGUGACCAAAUACAAUAGAGUCGGUGGAUGCUUCUCUGUAAUACAUGAAAAUGGGAAAUAUUAUGAGCAAUGUUUUCAUUGCUGGGCUCCCAUUGUAUGCCAUAUAUUUUCUUUACGCCAACAUUUAUUGCUCUUAUAAACUACUGAAAGCUAAUGUCGUGUUUGACAGUCGUCAGAGGAUUCCAUGUUUUGCCUACCUUUUUCUCAGAUAUGUUUUCAGAGCUCUUAUCAAAAGACAAGGGCAUUUGUACUUUUGCGAUAGCGAUGUCAAAGGUGAAGUUGCCUUCACCAUCUUUAACUGCAGGUUCAACAAGGAUCUACUGAGGAGGUUCUGUAAUGCUGCUGGAUAUGGCUGGGACUACCCAGACAUUGAGUUCAGGGAUAUCCCUCUGUGUUACCCAGAGACCCUCUGUCUGCGGAUGCUUGACAUAUUAAUAUCUGAUGAGAAGUUCAGAUUGAGCCCUCUGGGUCUUGUCCGGGUACGUCAGAGUUUGAGAACAUGGCAGCCAAUAGAUGAGCUGAAGAAGGGACCCUUCAUGUUGCAGGCUCGUGUGUUGGAGUACAGGGUCGUUGAAGAUGGGGUGGAGGUUGACAUUUCUCUAACUGCCAUUUCACGCACUGACCAGCCAGUAUGGGAGAGCGUUUUGACAAUGCUCUCCCAGGACAGAGGCCGAACACCAAGCACACAACCUAUACCUGAGUGGUAUGAUGGGCACUUGGACACAUCAGAGUCAGAUGACAUCAUGAAGGCUGUGGAUAUCAAUGUUCCCUGGACUACAGGACUAAAGUCUGUGUGGGCUUUCUCUGACUACUCUCCACAUUGUCUCCUAACUAUUCCUGCUAAACUCUCGGGCUACAGAUGUACCCAAACUCCUGGUCUAUGGAUGCUGUCUAAAUGCUUGGCUGAAAUUGAAAAGCACAAAGGAGUUGAUGCCAUUAGAGCCCCCAUCUCUGUCACCGCCCAGUUCAAGGAGCCAUUGUUGGUAGCAGGAAAAGUGACCAUCAAAUUUUGUGAGAGUGUGGGAGUGCAGUCCUCUUCCAAGUGUGUUAGCUUCCAAAUGGAGCAAUACGGGAGGAAGAUACCUCACAUCAAGGGACAAAUCUGCAGGACUACUGUAGAGGAUGUGAAUUAAAGAUGAAAACAGCGCCAAUGGCCACCCCAGCACCGUUGUUAUUGUUUUUGUUGCCGAGAUGAGGAGCAUCAUGUAGCAUGAUAAAAAAAAUUGCAGUACAUAUUGUGCUCUUCUAUUAUGUGUUAAAAGAUGUCAGAGGUGAAAAAAACAG
Coregonus clupeaformis (lake whitefish) is the source of this 1550-nucleotide messenger RNA. RefSeq lists its product as uncharacterized. The transcript is spliced from 5 exons. The record is from RefSeq and is a predicted model, not a curated record. The coding region runs from base 311 to 1399 and encodes 362 amino acids. Lineage: Eukaryota; Metazoa; Chordata; Actinopteri; Salmoniformes; Salmonidae.